UAUUGGAGAACUUUAGUUGCCUUUCAACGGGUAGCCAAGUAGCACCUACCACUGUGAACUCUCUGUCGAUGCGGUGUUCAUUCUUUAAUGAAUCGUGCUUGAUCCUUAAAAGUUUCCCAUAAAAAUCUACUAAAGAAGAAUGGAUCAAAUGCAGGAUAAAUUUGACGCCGAUUCUGAAGACCGUUUCGGCUUGAGUUCACCAGUAUUCAUAAUAAGCUUAAUUUCGGUGUAUCUGCUUUUUGUUUAUAAAAUUGGACCAGCAUUUAUGAAAAACCGGGAACCCUAUAAAUUAAAAACAUUUAUAUUGAUUUAUAAUGCCUUGCAAGUUUUAGCCUGCGUAUACAUUGUGCUGAAGAUUUUGCAACUAACAUCAUGGGACAUUUUCGAUUUCUCGAUAUGCUCAGUAUAUGCACAGAAUACACCUGAACGUAUGGCAUACGAUAAAGUGACGUACUUUGCUUUUUGGAUAAAAAAUUUGGAACUGAUUGAUACAAUAUGCUUUGUACUAAGGAAAAAACAAACACAAGUAACUCCCUUACAUGUUUUCCAUCACUCGUCGGUCUUGACACUUGUCUACAUUGUACUCAAUUAUCAUCGAGGAAAUGGAGCUUUAUAUCCCCUGCUCUUGAACAGUGUAGUGCACAUAGUUAUGUAUUCGUAUUAUUUCCUGGCAAAUGUUUGCGGUCCCGUGUUUAUGAGACGUCUGUUGUGGUUCAAAAAGAGCAUUACCAUAGUCCAGAUGGUGCAGUUCAUGUUUAUUUUAUUACAAGCCGGCAUCACUUGGCGAUACUGUGGCGUUCCCAUGGUGCUUACGUCCUACUUUUCAUUGGUUAUUGCAGUAAUUUUCUAUGGCUUCUAUGAUUUCUAUAAGAAAGCUUAUAAGCCUAAAGUACAAAGUUAAUAAAAUAAUUUAUUAAAGGCAAGAAGUAGCCGUUGAGAGGA
Stomoxys calcitrans (stable fly) is the source of this 942-nucleotide messenger RNA. Its product is annotated as elongation of very long chain fatty acids protein F. The transcript is spliced from 5 exons. Gene Ontology annotation, cellular component: endoplasmic reticulum membrane. Gene Ontology annotation, molecular function: fatty acid elongase activity. The coding region runs from base 140 to 901 and encodes 253 amino acids. Gene Ontology annotation, biological process: fatty acid elongation, monounsaturated fatty acid; fatty acid elongation, polyunsaturated fatty acid; sphingolipid biosynthetic process. The record is from RefSeq and is a predicted model, not a curated record. NCBI's taxonomy places the organism in Eukaryota, Metazoa, Arthropoda, Insecta, Diptera, Muscidae.